Messenger RNA from Megachile rotundata (alfalfa leafcutting bee), 2145 nucleotides. RefSeq lists its product as uncharacterized. Gene Ontology annotation, cellular component: cytoplasm. The record is from RefSeq and is a predicted model, not a curated record. Lineage: Eukaryota; Metazoa; Arthropoda; Insecta; Hymenoptera; Megachilidae. Gene Ontology annotation, molecular function: phosphatase activity.
GCACCCCGGACAUUUAUACAGUAUUACGAUGAUCUUCUUGCUAAGAUUACCACUACACAGUCCGUUGAACCUAGGAACUCAAUAUUCGAUUGUGAUUGGCUUGGUCCUUAUAAGAUUUUUUAGCAUGGCUGCAAUAGAUUUUAAUACACUCAGUGAUGAAGAUGUAAACGAAUUUUUUAAUUCUUUUGAUACUGUACUUACUGAUUGUGAUGGCGUGCUUUGGAUGAUUAUGAACCCUAUACCAAAUGCAGCAGAAGUUAUAAAUGCUUUUCACUCUGUUAACAAAAGAGUCUUUUAUGUAACAAAUAAUAGUACAAAAACAAGGACAGAAUUUGUAAAUAAAUGUAAAAUUUUUAAUUUUGAAACUUCUAAAGAAAAAAUUUUAUGCACUGCAAAUUUGUCUGCGUGUUAUUUACAAGAUCUAGGUUUUAACAAGAAAGUUUAUGUUAUAGGAUCAGAAGCAAUUGGAAAAGAGUUGGAAGAAGCUGGCAUUUCACACACUGGUGUAGGACCGGAUCCUAUUAAUAAAAAUUUACCAUAUACUGCGUUUAACAAAGAUCCUGAAGUCGGUGCAGUUAUAGUUGGUUUUGAUGAGCAUUUUAGUUAUCCUAAGAUGGUAAAAGCAGCCUCAUAUUUAAAUGAUCCUGACGUACAUUUUAUUGCAACAAAUAGAGACGAAAGGUUUCCUAUUUCUAGUAAUGUUGUUAUACCUGGUACUGGAAGUUUGGUACGAUGUAUAGAAAGUUGUGCAGAAAGAAAAGCUGUGGUAAUAGGAAAACCAGAGCCGUAUGUAGCAGAUGUACUGCUAAAACGAUUUCAAGUAAAUACAGAACGAACACUGAUGAUUGGAGAUAGACAUAAUACAGAUAUAUUAUUAGGAAAACGUUGUGGCUUCAAAACAUUACUGGUUUUAACAGGAAUAACCAGGUUAGAAGAUAUAAAUAGAUGGAAACAAUCAGAAUGUUCAGAAGACAAAAAUUUCAUUCCUGAUUAUUAUAUUGAAUCAAUUGGAGAUUUACUACCUCAUUUAGAAAAGUAUAAGAAGUCUCAAAUAGACUACUGUGUAUGCAAAGCAAAACUUAACUACAUUUCUGUUCAGAGAGUUGUGUCCAUCAGUACUCGCAAAAUGCCAACAAAACACAUAACAUCAUUAUCCAAAGAGGAAUUUAAUAAUUUCAUGGAAUCAAUUGACGUGGUUUUAUCAGAUUGUGAUGGCGUACUAUGGAGGGAAACAGAAGUAAUACAGAAUUCACCUGAGGCAGUAAAUAAAUUCAAACAAUUGGGUAAAAAAUUUUUCUAUGUAACAAAUAAUAAUACCAAAACCAGGUCUGAAUUUAUAGAAAAAUGUAAAAAUCUUAACUAUGAUGCAACAUUGGAUGAAAUAGUAUGCACUUCAUUUUUAGCUGCUGUGUAUUUGAAAGAGAAAAAAUUUGAUAAAAAAGCAUAUGUAGUUGGUAGUAUUGGUUUGACUAAAGAGCUUGAAGCAGAAAAUAUUAAACAUUGUGGCAUAGGACCCGAUGCCAUGGAUGGCGAUGAAGUGGAAUUGAUAACAAAUUUUAAGCCAGAUCCAGAAGUUGGGGCAGUUAUUGUAGGAUUUGACAAGUAUUUCAGUUUUCCUAAGCUUGCGAAAGCUGCUACUUAUUUACAAGACCCAAAUGUUCAUUUUAUUGGAACAAAUUGUGAUACAGAAAGACCCUCUCCAAAUGGCAAUAAAUUUCCAGGAACUGGAUGCUUUAUAAAAUGUAUAGAGUCAGCAUGUAAUAGGGCACCCGUGAUGCUUGGAAAACCAGAAUCUUUUCUAAUUGAAUAUAUAACAAAGAAGUAUGGUUUAAAUCCUGCAAGGACACUUAUGAUUGGUGACAAUUGCUCGACUGAUAUUCUUCUUGGAAAAAAAUGUGGUUUUAAAACUUUAUUAGUAUUGACGGGUGUUACAACAAAAAAUGAAGUAGAUGCUAUGAACACACCUAUGGCAGAUUCUAAAAAUUUGAUAGUUCCAGAUUAUUAUGCAGAUGAAUUGGGUGAUGUACUAAAAAUGAUUACAUCAUCUUGAUAAUUUUGAGAAACAGUUUUAGAUCAUUUCAAUAUUAUUUCAAGUAAUUUUUUAUUGUAUGGAAAUAGGAUAAAUUAUGGUUUCUCAUUUUAUAA